AUGAAAGCAUUUGCCGGAGGGCAGGCUGCGGCAUACAAGAUGUUCGAAACAAUCAACAGGGAGCCUGAGAUUGACGCAUACAGCACGACAGGUAGGAAGCUGGACGACAUUCAGGGAGACAUUGAGUUCAGGGAUGUUUACUUUUCGUAUCCAACAAGGCCUGAUGAACAGAUCUUCAGUGGUUUCUCCCUUGCCAUACAGAGUGGCACAACUGUCGCACUGGUUGGGCAGAGUGGGAGUGGCAAGUCGACGGUUAUCAGGUUGAUUGAGCGGUUCUACGACCCUCAGCUCGGUCAAGUUCUGAUAGAUGGUGUUGAUCUAAGGGAGUUCCAGUUGAGGGGAUGCAAGUAA
This is a messenger RNA of Miscanthus lutarioriparius, 351 nucleotides long. The record is from the annotation of a GenBank genome assembly. NCBI's taxonomy places the organism in Eukaryota, Viridiplantae, Streptophyta, Magnoliopsida, Poales, Poaceae.